GGGUAGUGCCGGCGGAGAGUCCUCUGCGUGCGCCUGCCGCGGCCCCCUCACAGCGACUCUGACAGCCCGGGUGGUGGGACCCGCGACCCUUACUAGCCUCGCACAGUCACCGCGGCCUGCACCGCGGCCCGAGGAGCGGCCGCGUCCCAUCCUUCGCCUCGGCGCCCACAUCCGGGGGCAGUCUAGCCGGCCGUCACUGCGGAGGCCGCAUCUGGCGCGCAUCUGGAUCCGCCCGGCCGGCCGCGCUGGAGCCCGCGCCCGCCCUGGCCCGGCCGCGCCGGGAGCCCUGCCCGGAGCUGGAGCCUCACCUGGAGCCGCGGGUCCGGGGCCCUGAGCCGCGCAGCCGGCGCAUGGUGAACUCGCUGCUGUUCGGAGAAAUGGCCUUGGCCUUCGGCUGCCCGCCGGGCGGCGGCGGCGGCUGCCCCGGCGGCGGCGGCGGCGGCGGUGGGGCCGGGCCAGGGCCGUCGCCGGUGACGGCAGCGCUGCGAGACGACCUGGGCUCCAACAUCCACCUCCUGAAGGGGCUCAACGUGCGCUUCCGCUGCUUCCUGGCCAAGGUGCACGAGCUGGAGCGGCGCAACCGGCUGCUGGAGAAGCAGCUGGAGCAGCAGCAGAGCGAGCGCGAGCGGCGGCUGCGCUACAAGACCUUCUCCCGCGAGCAGGCGGUGCAGACCGGGCCUGAGCUGCUGCGGCCACCAGUGCCUGGCGGCGGACACGGCGGCGGCCCGGUGGCCGGCGCCAACGCCAACGCCGUGGCUCUGGGCUGCCUGCCCCCCGGUGGCGGCUCGCACCCGCAGCACUACGGCCGGCUGCCCGGGACCAUUUGGAGCUACACGCAGGUGCGGCGCACGGGCGGCGGCGGCGUGGAGACUGUGCAGGGCCCUGGUGUGUCCUGGGUGCACCCCGACGGCGUGGGCGUGCAGAUUGACACCAUCACGCCGGAGAUCCGCGCGCUCUACAAUGUGCUGGCCAAGGUGAAGCGCGAGCGCGACGAGUACAAGCGGAGAUGGGAGGAGGAGCUGGCCAAACGCAUGAACCUUCAGACCAUGGUGGACACGCUGCAGGAGGCGGCGCAGGAGGCUGAGGCCAUCCAGGAGGAGAUGAACGAGAAGAUCGAGCGGCUCAAGGCCGAGCUGGUGGUGUUCAAGGGGCUCAUGAGCGACCCCAUGACAGACCUGGACACAAAGAUCCAAGAAAAGGCCAUGAAGGUGGACAUGGACAUCUGCCGCCGAAUCGAUAUCACGGCCAGGCUGUGCGAUGUCGCACAGCAGCGGAACUCGGAAGACGUGUCCAAGAUCUUCCAGGUGGUCCCCAAGAAGAAGGAGCGUAAGGUGACUUCCGACGACGACAUCUCGGAGCAGGACAGGGAGGUGAACCGGUUCUCGGACGAGGAGGUCGGCUCCGUGAACAUCACGGACGAGAUGAAGCGCAUGUUCAACCAGCUGCGGGAGACCUUCGACUUCGAUGACGACUGUGACAGCCUGACAUGGGAGGAGAAUGAAGACACGCUGCUGCUCUGGGAAGAUUUCACCAACUGCAACCCCAGCAUCGACCUUCAGGGCGAGCAAGAGGAAAAUCUGGGCAACUUGAUCCAUGAGACCGAAUCCUUCUUCAAGACGAGAGACAAGGAGUAUCAGGAGACGAUCGGCCAGAUCGAGCUGGAGCUGGCCACAGCCAAGAGUGACAUGAACCGGCAUCUGCACGAGUACAUGGAGAUGUGCAGCAUGAAGCGGGGCCUGGACGUGCAGAUGGAGACCUGCCGCCGGCUCAUCAAAGGCUCUGCAGACAGGAAUUCACCGUCCCCCAGCUCCGUGGCCAGCAGCGACUCAGGAAGUACAGAUGAAAUCCAAGACGAGUUGGAGCGGGAGGGGGAUGUGGAGCCCAUGGUCAGCUGAUGAUGGAGCCCAGGCGCCUGGUGGUCUUGGUGAUGGGCCCCCGGCCCCUUCUCUCUGUGGGGCCAGCGAGGCUCCUCCAAGCGGGCUCCACUCCUCACCCACAGACUUCCUCUGCCCUCCCUUCUCUGGAGGCCCCGAGGGACCGCUGCUUCCUUCCACACCCCCACGACCAGUGCCCCUUUCCAUCCACCCCCCACCCAAGGAAUGGUGCUGUCAAUUUCUAUCGUUCUCCACAUUACAAAUGCAGACUUCUGUCCGCAGGAUGCAGUGUGAACUGUGCCUUCUCCCUUAAGCUGAGCCACUUUGAGCUCCAAAGAAUUAUUCCUAGCAGUUGUUUUUAUACAAAACUCUAAGGCGAGGGCGGGGCCUGGGGCCGGAUCACGUGGUUUUCUACCCUCCCACCUGCUCCUCCGAUUGGCCAUGAGCUUUGCCCUCCCUUUCUCUGUUGCUAACACCUGGAGCGCUGGCCUUCCCUAGGAGGGAGCUUCUGCCUCCCGGCCCUGGGGGGCCCUCUAAGCUCUCACUCGCUGAAAGAGAGAAAGGUGGGAGGAAGCGAGGGAAGAUCAAUUUUUAUUUUCUGUUUUGGAUCUAGUGGCAAAGUAGAGGGACAAGGCACUGUGGGGGGCGGGGGGUGGAGCCUCACUGUGUUUAACCUACUAUGCAAAAAACAAAACAAAAAGCAGCUUGCCUUAUAUCUUCCUGGAUGGUAGGUCCUCUCCCGACGCCUGGUUCUCCUCCAGAGCUGGGAGGGAGGCUGAGGUUGGGGCCACCUCCCCCACAGCCUCGGAGGGUGAGCGCUGGCUGGGAGGGGGUGGGUCCAGGUUGGGAGUGAGGCCUGCGUUCCUGCAAGGCCCACCCUACCUGACCACUGGCUUUCUUGGGGACCUCUGUGGGGUUAGGUUGGGCUUAAGGGCGCUUUUAUUGUCCUGAUGACUUGAUGUUCUCCUCUCCCUCUCCAGCCAACAGUAGGAUUUAUAGUUCUGUAAUUUCUCUGUGAGAAAGUCUGAAGGGCCAGGCCUGGUACCCAUUCCGUCCAUGGCGGAGCCCCCGUUGGUGCCCGCCUGCCGCCAUCUUGGUUCUCCACUGCCCUGUGGUCACCUGGUAUUUGGCCACUGGCAGAAAUGAGGCAUUGGGAAGGGAAGCAGAGGGAGGUGGCAGGGCCUGCUGGUGGGUGAGUGUCUGGAGGUGACUGAGGAGAACUCCAGUGGGGGCCGUCCUUGUUCUGCUCAGGGACACGGACACACGCAAGCUUUUUUCUGUAAUUCACGUUACCCACCAGUUGGGGAGUUUAUCUGAGCCAGUAUCUCCCCAAGACUUGAGUGGGCCUGAGCUGAAGGGCCCUUUGUUGAGACCCCCCACCAAAUCUCAGCUGGGAAUCCACCCAGCAGGCUUUUCUCCCCGCUCUGUGUCCACCACAGUGGGCCAUUGCCCAGUUUUGGUUUUUGUUGGCCUAGGAGCUCCCCCUGGAGGUCAAAGAGACAAAAUGUGCCCUGUGGAGGCCCUCUGGGCUGGAGAGGCUCGGUGGGUCCCCGACCCCCCUGCAGGGUGCCACUGGCCGGUGCCACUGGCCGUCCAGGGCCUUCCUGCUCCCAUUUUCCCCACGUUCUGCCGUCUUAAAACCGUUGUACGUAAUAUUCCUCCGUCUGUGUAGAGGGGGAAUGUCGCGCCUGGGGGUGUGGUUCAUUGGAGUCUGGGGUCUUUCUCGUGAGCUUUCCUGUUUUAUUUGGGGGAGCGCCCUGCUGGGCCCCUGUGCAGCCUGGCUGCGAGGCUCUGUCCUUGUCAUCUCUCCUUAGCCAGACUGUUCCUUGGGCAGGUACUCGGAGGGACCAAGGUUUAGGAAGAGAGCCAGCCCUCCUCCCUCCUCAGUGACCCUUGUUCUGCAGGUUACAGGGUUCAAACGUAUCUGAUCGUUAUUGUUGUUACUGUUGUUGUUGUUUUUGUUUUAUUUUAACCAAAGGUUAUUGGAGCCAGUUGGGCUUGGACCUCAGCUGCUGAAGAGAUUUCCCGUUUCCACGAGGGCAGAAAGAUGGCUGCCCCUGUGGUCUCCCCAGCCCGGGGCUGAGGGAGGCGUCCAGGGCUGUGGGGUGGGGGAUGGGCGGACUGAGUGGGAGCCAGCCCUGGGUUGUCCUUCAAGGUGGUGGGAGGGUGACAGACAUAUCUUUAGCUAGGACAGUAAGGCAGCAGGACGAGCGUUGGGGGACGGAGGUCACUGUGGUGGUGGUGUCCUGGGGUACUAUUCUUCCUUUCCCCCUCGUCCACACGGGCCAUUGUCUUUAGGGUGCUCUGAAUUCGUCUAGGGAGUGUGAGAAUGGCAGGGGCCAGAGAGGGACCCUGGCCUGAGAGUUCCUGCUGGCAUCCAAUGCCUGCUUUCCUGGUGGCUCUGGGGCAGGGGUGUGGGGAGGAGAGCCGGCUGGGGCCCUGGGUCUCGGCCAGGUUGCUGUCCACUCCUCUCAAUUCUUUUCUGAGCUGGUUGCCAGUGGGCCCUGCCUGACUCCUCACCACGAGCCCACAGCUUGCCAAGAAAGACCCCUGCUCACUGGGGCGCUUGUGGCCCAGUUGGGACCAGCUGGUCCGUCCUUUGUAAAGCUGUAAAUACUUAUUUUUUUGGUUUUCUAUUUCUAAGCCUGGUGUCAUAUUGACACUGGUAUUUUAGAAUUGUUCUCAGUUGGGCUCUCCCGAGCUGCCCUCUCUCCCUCCCCCUCUCCCAGGUUUGGGGGUUUUAUACCUAAAAGGAUCGGGGAGCAGCUGGGAAGGUAGCAUCCUUUUGACUCCCUGGUUGGUUGUGAAACACACACACACACACACACACACUCCUCUGAGACUCUGCACAGUGAAAAAAAAUUAUUGGCCAGCAAACACAUUUUGCUUUCUCAUGGCAAUAUGUCUCGAGGCUCUGAAGGACCAGUCCGUCCUGAUCUCAGCCCUGAGGUGGGGCUCAGAUGACCCCUGGAGAGUCAAGGACUUUGGCUUGGGGUGGGAGGAGAGGGGGCGGGGCAGGGGGUAAUAUAAGGUGUAACUUAAGCUAAAUGUAAUCUAUUUAUAAAGCAAGAGACUCUCAUCUAUUUUUAUGAAAGGAAAGGUUUUUAAUCUAGGGUAGGCAGUUGUGGUAGCCCAGCCUUUUUCUGUGGACAAGAUAUUUUGCAUGUUGCUGCUGGAUUUAUAUAAUUAGUACCCCCCCCCACUAGCCUUCCGACCUCAUCCACACCAGGAGCGCAUUCAGCGGAGAGUAGCCCUGCUCCUCCCUGUUUCCUUCUCUGAUCCCUCAAUUCUUUGGAAGUCUUGAGGGGCACUCUCAGAGGCAGGUGGGCUGCAGGGAAUUCAGAAUUGGGGACGGUGGUUGGAAAGGGGCAUUUGGUAGGGGACAGCUCUGCUUCAGGUCAGCUUUGAUUAGGUUCCCUAGCUCGGAUCUGCCAAGACCCAUUUCCAGCUCGGCUGUGUUGGGAGAGAGCUGAGAAGCUACAGGGUGUGGGUGGUGAUGCGCUGUCUUUUGGGGAAGCACAGGCCUCCUUUGGACCUGGGCCUUAGUGGGUCCCAGGAUGUGGGGCAGCUGGGGUGGGACUGGAGAUUCCAUAAGAUGCCCAGAGCGCAGCCCUGGCUGUGCCUGCUCAGGCCACGGGCUCCAGUCCCUGUACUCCUGCAGGGGUCUGGACGAAGGACCCAGCACAUGGGGUGUCCUUACACCUGGUCCUCCUCCUGGGACACUGAACUUGGAUGGCCACUCUCCUAGAGUGGAGCGUCUGAGUCAGCCGGUGGGUAUGGGGAAAGUCAAGUUCUCUCUGGGAGGGAGUUUUCUUGAGAAGACUUCCCGGCACAAAAUGGGCACACUCUCACCGUCUCCCACCUUCCCAUGCUCUCAAAGAAACGGAGCGAAGUCCCCUACCAAGACCCCUUUGUGGACAUUUUAGCCUCUACCUGGUUUUUAGCCGCUCUACCCUACUGUUGCUGUUUGUGUGCCAGCUGGGUCUGACAUCAAGGGGGAGGGGGGUUUGUACUCACUGAAAGACUACUGAUCCUACCGGAAAACCAACCUGUUUACUGUACUGUUGUAAAUAUCAUGCCCUUUAUAUCCUGUAUAUUGGCUUCUUUUAAAUAAAGUGAAAUGUCUUAGA
Messenger RNA from Sciurus carolinensis (gray squirrel), 6004 nucleotides. RefSeq names its product intermediate filament family orphan 2 (gene Iffo2). Lineage: Eukaryota; Metazoa; Chordata; Mammalia; Rodentia; Sciuridae. The transcript is spliced from 9 exons. The coding region runs from base 351 to 1895 and encodes 514 amino acids. The record is from RefSeq and is a predicted model, not a curated record.